Molecule: messenger RNA, 1522 nt
Organism: Lepisosteus oculatus (spotted gar)
Lineage: Eukaryota; Metazoa; Chordata; Actinopteri; Semionotiformes; Lepisosteidae
Product: zinc-binding protein A33-like
Biological process (GO): protein ubiquitination
Cellular component (GO): cytoplasm
Molecular function (GO): protein binding; ubiquitin protein ligase activity
Source: RefSeq, a predicted model, not a curated record
UGGUUUAGCAACCAACCCUCAAUAUUCGACAGUGUAACACUGUUCCACACUGGUUUUCACAGCCAGAAUACUGACCGGCUCUCAAGAAGUAGACCUAUCUGUACUUACAUCAUACAAUGUCGGACUUCUCAGAAACCCACGCUCUGAAAUCGAGAACAGAACCGUCAAAGAGGAGCGGUGGGACAGGGCCUUGUUGUGCAGUUUGCGCGGUGGUCUUUGCGUGCCUGUGGAUCCUCACUGUGGUCGCCGGUCUGACCAUUUACUUCUUUUACCUUGCGCCAGAGAAGGAAUUGCAGAGGACGGAGCAUAACAAACAGAAAGAGAACGUGACCUGGCUGCUCACUGAGCUCAUGUCUCGUCUGGAUGAAAAGGAGUAUGUCAAGCAACUGGCCCAAAACUCUCUGUCCAGACAGUUGUACAGCAGGGUUAUAAGUGUAUAUUCGGCGUCGUUGGGGGUGGAGGGGAAAGUCCCUAAGCCAGUUUGGGACUGGAUCCAGGAAGCUGCAGCUGACAUAACUCUGGACCCUGAAACAGCAAACCCCUGGCUCUCCCUUUCCAAGGACAAGAAAAGAAUAAGCAUGGGGAAAUCGUAUCAGACGGCGCUGUCUGCCGGUCCGAAGAGAUUUGCCAUUCUUGUCUGUGUCCUGGGCAGAGAGGGCUUCACCUCGGGGAGACACUACUGGGAGGUGGAGGUGGGAGAGAAGACUGCCUGGGAUAUAGGAGUGGCCAAAGAGUCCAUCGAAAGGAAGAAUAAUAGUAUAAUCAGUCCUAACAGAGGCUACUGGUCUAUACAGCUGAGGAAAAACAAUGUAUACAAGGCUCUCUCUUCCCCUUCGACUGUCCUCCCUUUGAGCCUAAAGCUCCAGAAGGUGGGAGUGUAUGUGGAUUAUGAGGACGGGCUCGUCUCCUUUUUCAAUGUGAAGGAAAGGUGCCAUCUCUACACGUUCACUGCCAACUUCAACGAGAGACUCUAUCCAUAUUUUUCCCCCUCUACUUUGGACAACGGUCAAAACUCAGCCCCACUGAUCAUCUCUCCUGUCAGCUAGAGCGCUUGGACAAGUUGGGCUGCUCCAGUGUGUUAAGCAAAAACUUGCCUCGUUCCAAAGAAGAGCUGAACCGGACCAAGAGUUGUAACACUUUAUUUCACAGAGGCCUCUGGAGCCAUGAUAACAAGCCACAGCCCUGCCUGGAUGGACAAAGAAAGGCUCUCUGCCUAGUUUCUUGGUAUCUUUUGUCUCCCCAGUUAGAUUAGCUAAUCAUCUGUCAUUCCAUAUAGAAUUACCAAUAUGUAUCCUCCUUGUAUGCUAACACACAACUCCGAACGCUGUUGCUAUAGAGCAUACUUCAACACAUCUAGUUAAGGAUGGCAAUGCUGGCACUGUGGUUAGAAUUGGUGCCGUACAGCACAGGGACCCUGGGUUGCUAUAUAUAGUUUUCCUCUUGCUGUCUGGUUUCCUCCAACAGUCCAAAGGCAUACUGGUAGGCUAAUUGGCUUGUGGGGAAAUUGGCCCUGGUGUGAAUA